This is a messenger RNA of Hibiscus syriacus, 988 nucleotides long. RefSeq names its product release factor glutamine methyltransferase-like. The transcript has 2 exons. The record is from RefSeq and is a predicted model, not a curated record. The coding region runs from base 456 to 833 and encodes 125 amino acids. NCBI's taxonomy places the organism in Eukaryota, Viridiplantae, Streptophyta, Magnoliopsida, Malvales, Malvaceae.
GUCAUGCUGAUGGUGAUGCUCAUGGCAGUCAUCGCCACUGAUUUAAGUCCGGUGGCGGUGGCGGUGGCGGUGGCCACCUCUAAUGUGCAAAGAUUGGUCUACUGGUAACUCAUUAAUACUGAGUUAGAAAUUGUGUUUAUUGUUUAGGCAUAGUGAAGACUGAAAAUGCUCCCUAAAUUUGUAGUGUGCACAAAGCACGUUUAAUGAUAUAUGAUGUUUUUAAAAAAGAGAAAAAGAAUGAAUCAGUGCCUUUAUGGCGGCUGCUGGAUCACAAUGGCAAUUUGGAUGAAGAUUUGUGCAUGGAAGUCUUAAAUUUUUUGUUGCAGAGCAAGAUAUAGGAUGAGAAUUUUUAAUUUUGAAUGGUUUAUGCAAUUUGGAUGAAGACUUGCACCUUUCUUGUCUUGGAUCAUACUGAGAUGUUCAGUUUCAAAACUUGAUUUUGGUUUACGAAUAGGAUGUGGUUGAGGUGCGGAAAGGAUCUUGGUUUUGAACCAUUGAAAGACGUUCAAGGUGAACUUGCUGGUGUUUUGAGUAACCCGCAAUACAUACCGAGUGACCACUUAUCUGGACUAGAAGCUGAAGUUGGCCGACAUGAACCGAUACUUGCAUUAGAUGGUGGUGCUAGUGGAACCAAUGAUCUUCUUCAUCUCAUUGAUGGUGUUGCUUCCAUGUUGAAACCUGGAGGGUUUUUCGCUUUCGAGACAAACGGUGAGAAGCAGUGCAAGUUUCUUGUGGACUACAUUCAAAAUGAUAAGGCAGACAGGUUUCGUAAUAUUAACAUGGUAUCUGAUUUUGCUGGUAUCCAACGUUCUGUGAUGGGAUUUCGUUUAUGAAUGGAAUGAUUGGUAAAUACCUCCGUUUAUUGGUACUGAAGAACAGGAAACAAGGAAAAGGUCUGUGUUCACAGUAGCUUUAUACAUUUUCUAAUUUAAGUAUUUAUGAUUGCUUUACCAUAUGAUGGUUUUAUUCCAUUUGUUGUUUGUUGAUU